Hymenoscyphus albidus is the source of this 327-nucleotide messenger RNA. NCBI's taxonomy places the organism in Eukaryota, Fungi, Ascomycota, Leotiomycetes, Helotiales, Helotiaceae. The record is from the annotation of a GenBank genome assembly.
AUGUACAGGAGAAGUAAAGACGGCAUGGAUAUCGGGUUCCAGCAGAAAGGAAAGGCUACAGCGGAGACCACCAAACCGGCCCUGCAUCUCCGGGGUCUGGAGUACAAAGAUGGAAAAGAGACGUCUCUUGGAAAUGAACCUGACUUUCUUGAGUACCUCAGUCCAGUGAGUUACUCGUAGUACGGUAGUUCUACUUUCCAGCGAUAUCUCGAGCUUUCAGACAUCAAAAUUGGACGUUGCAAGGCUGUUAAAGGUCUAGCGGGACGCUGUGAAAUGUGCACUACACCGCCAACGCAGCCAAGUUUGUCCAGAAUACAGAUUCCAUAG